AGUAAAUUUUUAUAUACAAUUACCAAGCAGGACCUUAUGGUCUGCUUGUGAAAGCAAAUCUGUUGGCUAUCAUCUAGCUUUGGGGAAAUCAACUGCCAGAGCUAAACUGGCAAAACAAGACACAGAAAAGAAAAAAAGAAGAAGAAAAAAAAAAGAAAGUGAAAGUGAAAGGAAAAUGUGUGAGAAGGUUAUGUUGUUGGAAAACUCCCAUCCAAAGUGUUUGCUUAUAAAGGCCAGCCACCCAGGAAAGGAGAUAGUAUCAAAGUGUCAGUGUCAGAACUUCACAUGGAAAAAUACUGGGACUUAAAUUGAUACUGGUACGAAAUUGAAGAUGAAAAAGCCUUGGAGUAAAUUCCUGUCUAGAAGGGACAGCACCCGACCUGUGAUAAAUGACAACAAUAAUUACAUAGAGAAUGGUCAUGAAUCUGAGUGCAUGGUGCAUAACAGUUUAAGAAAAAAUGAAGAGAAAAAAUCGCAGGAGCUUUUUUCACCCUGUUCUGAUGAUGCUUCAGAUGAUGAUGAUCCCUCCAACAGAUUUGAGCCUAUGCAGAGCAGGAAAGGAUCAAUGUCCCUGACCUUCCCCGAAAUUCCUGCUGACCUUGAACAACAUCUUCAUCGGCAUUUGGAAAAUGUAGAAGAAAUAGUACAAAAUAAGCGUAAUUCAAGGUCUGGAGACAACAGUGGCUGUCUAGAAGAUCACUUCCUGUUACAGACAUCUGAGCACCUAAAUAUCCUGCUCCAGAACAUCAGCACCUCAAAAAACUGUUUAUUUUUGAUAAACUGGGCCUUUGAAAGGAAGCAACUAUUUCCUAACUCGGAAUCUGAUCUUGUGGAAGAAUGGGGACCAGAAGCAGAAACCAAACUUCUAGAGAGAAUUAAGGAGGAGGUUCGUGUUUCCUUGGACAAAAUCCUGCAGGAGGACCGAAACCAAACAGAACAUAAUGAAGAAACCUACAUUCAGCUUUACGUGGACAUUAUUCAGUGUAUUAAUGCCAUGCCCAAAUUAGUACAAAAUGUAAGACCAAGACUGUAUCCUCAGGUGCAGGAGGUUUGCUAUCAAGAGCUGUGCGAUUUUGUGAAAAGGUACACCUCUGAACAGACCAAGAUUCUUCAACAAAAAGCUGAGACUUGGAGGGAACAUGUGGAAAAUCCAGAGAUGAUACACUUCCUUAAGACUCUGAAAACAUGUAAAGAACUAGGGAAUCACGUUUCGACGAAUGCAACUUUUGUCAGAGUUCCUCUUGUCCAGGAAAUCAAUAAAAUACUUAAAGAAAUGGAGGAAUCAACUAUGCAACUUCUAAAUAAAAUUGUAACUGAACUUGCUGAGACGUCCCUUGAGGAUUAUUUCAAAUCAAGAAACACAUCUUGUAAUUGCUUGUUACACAGUAUAUCUGGUCAAAGGCACUGUGGUUUGUUUGAUGAGUUGAGGAACCAUUUUCCCAGACUGUCUAAUGCAUCGGAUGAACAAAAGAUUGUUAUGGAUGAAGCUUAUAAAAUCGUGGUUCACUCUUAUCUCAAGCAUCUUAUCCAGAAAAGUCAGUGGAAACUGAAAAGAUACUGGAGUACUGAUGUGGGCCAAGCAGUCGAUGACUUUGCCAAGGAACUUCACACCACCAUCUCAGAUCUGGCUCCCGGUGUACAGCAGUGGAACUGCAUACUACUGAAGAUCAACGACAUUUUAAAGAGCAAUAUCGACGGCCUGAGACUUGACAUUUUAGGCAUAUGUGGAGACUUUAAGGAAAAGAGGUAA
Cyprinodon tularosa is the source of this 1750-nucleotide messenger RNA. RefSeq lists its product as uncharacterized. Lineage: Eukaryota; Metazoa; Chordata; Actinopteri; Cyprinodontiformes; Cyprinodontidae. The coding region runs from base 332 to 1750 and encodes 472 amino acids. The transcript has 10 exons. The record is from RefSeq and is a predicted model, not a curated record.